Messenger RNA from Biomphalaria glabrata, 3101 nucleotides. Its product is annotated as ectonucleoside triphosphate diphosphohydrolase 2-like. The transcript is spliced from 12 exons. Gene Ontology annotation, biological process: nucleoside diphosphate catabolic process. Lineage: Eukaryota; Metazoa; Mollusca; Gastropoda; Planorbidae. The record is from RefSeq and is a predicted model, not a curated record. Gene Ontology annotation, cellular component: plasma membrane. Gene Ontology annotation, molecular function: GDP phosphatase activity; UDP phosphatase activity. Bases 178 to 2019 code for a protein of 613 amino acids.
UUAUACAUUUUUACUUUGUAAUUGCCAAAUUGGAUGUACUAGAUCUAGAUCUUGAGUCUAGACUAGACAUAUCAUAUAGACUCAUAGAGUAGAUCUAGAUCUAGUCUAUGUAUUACUAUCAGACUAUCACUCAGUCUCAGUAACUACUCUGUGUUCUGCUAACAUCUUAUGUAGAAAAUGCCUGAAAUUGAAUUGAUUGUUCAGAGUAUUCUUCCAUCAGAUGAGCCACAGGGACGUUACCAUAUAAACAUAUUUCCUGAUUCAACAGUAGAAACCUUGUUGAGAGAACUAUGUAGAAGAGCUGAUGUGCCAUUAAAGCAUGAAUACUGUUUACGUAGUAAAGGUCAUGACCAACUUCAGAGAACAGCAAUACUAUCUCAGAUAGGUGUGCAAGAUGGUGCAUUUCUACACUGGACUUUUGAAAAUGUUGCUGUGAAAACUCCCUGCAGAUGUAACACAUUUUGUUUUUUAGCAUUGAUAAGCUUCAUCAUUGGCAUUGUUGGAUUGGCUGCCAUUUGUGUACUCAAGUUCAAAACUAGUACUGAAACAGAUUAUGCCAUUGUUUUUGAUGCUGGAUCCACACAUACAGCCAUGUUUAUAUAUAAGUGGGAAGGGUCUAAGUUCAAUGGUACUGCAGUAGCUGUACAGCAUGGAACAAAGUGCACUGCUGAAGGUUCUGGCAUUGCAAACUUUGCUAAUACACCAGAUAAAGCUGGCCAGUCUUUGAUCAAAUGUCUGACUGAAGCUAAGAAAACAAUACCCAAAGAUAAACAUUCCAGCACACCCAUCUAUUUAGGUGCAACAGCUGGUAUGAGGUUAUUAAAUGCAACCAAUCCUAUAGCUUGUGAAAUGAUUCUUGGAUCUGUAUGUGAUGCUUUUAGCAACUUUUCUUUUAAAUUUAUAUGUGAAACUUCUGUUAAAAUAAUAUCUGGCACUGAAGAAGGGACAUCCUCUUGGAUAACAAGCAAUUAUGUGGCCAAUGCAUUUAGAGUGGAUCGACCAGAUGUUAAAGAUUACUUGGCACCCACUACUGUCCCUAGUAUAGGUGCAAUGGACCUGGGUGGAGCUUCCACACAAAUAACAUUUGUACCUCGAGACCGAUCUACAGAGCCUGAGUUUAUAAAAGAUGUAAAACUUUUUGGCAAAAAAUAUGGGGUUUAUACCCACAGUUACCUGUGUUAUGGAGUUGCUGAAGUUACUAAACGUAUUCUGGCUUCUUUAAUCAAGCCUGACAGCCCUAUCUAUACCAUUGAACAUCCAUGUCUGCCAAAAGAUUAUAAUAAAACCAUGACAGAUACUGAACUGUUUGCUUCUCCUUGUGUAACAGGUCAAGCUGGACUUGAGACUUUUGGUCACAGUAUUACUCUACCAGUCCAAAACGAUCAAAAUUAUACAUUUAUAGGUCAAAGCAAUAGUACAGAGUGUGAACAUCUUAUAAGGGUCUCCUUGUUCAACACUUCUGUUUGUCAUCAUUCCAGGUGUUCUUUUAAUGGAGUGUAUCAGCCUGAGAUUUCAGGACCAUUUUAUGCUUUUUCAAGUUUCUACUAUAUUACUAACUUUCUGAAUUUAUCAUCAAGUACUAAAAGCUCCUUUCCUCAUGCUGAUUUAGUCAGUGCUAAAAAUAAAAUCUGUAAUUCCUCUUGGGAGCAGCUUCUAAACCUUCCUGUCACACCACAAGAACAUGAGAAUCUGAUGUGGUAUUGUCUACAGUCUACUUACAUCAAUCUAUUACUGUUUGAAGGAUAUAAUUUUUCUGAAGCCAAAUGGCCAGAUAUAAAUUUUGUUGAAAAGAUUUCUAGUACUGAAGUUGGUUGGUCUUUGGGUUACAUCCUCAAUGAAAGUUUAACAUAUCCAGUUGAUGAGCCUGAAGUAUUAAUCUAUACUGUAACCUUUGCCCUGCUUACUGUUCUCUUCUGUCUGUUUCUUAUUGUUAGUAUUGCACUGGCACUUCAAGGAAGAAGGAUGCAUAACUCCAAGGACAUUAAAUAUAGAAAAAUGAGUACAUAUGGUGCCAUCUAAUGUUUAGUCACAAAACGUAAUUAAGUACAUACAUUAACCUUCAUCAUUGGUACCGUAAUAAAAUGAAUGUGAUAAAUAUGGACUUAAACCCUUUGUUUGUGUAAAAGUGAAAUUUUACAAUAUUAGCAUUACUAGUUAAUUGUACGUAAAUAUAGAGUUGAAGCUGGGUGCUGAAACAAAUGUGAUAAAUACAUAUAUUAAACAUAAAUGAAUAGCAGCUCACUCCAGGACAUUCCGAUGGUCUAGAGUUUAAGUUCGCUUAGUGGUUAUCACUAGGCAGUGUUGUUUCCAGGGUCACUGGUUUGAGCUUUGGUUGGCGCAGUCCCUUAUUUUCGUAGCAUUUAAUUCACUACUUUCUCUCAUUUAAAAAAAAGUUUGUCCCUGGUGCUGCUAUUCAUUUAUAUUUAAUAUAUGUAUAGUUAAUUGUACUGAGUCAUAUUUUAUAUUCAUUUAAUUAUAUUUUAAUGUUAUCUAGGCAAAACUCACAGAAUUCAUUACAUGAAAUAAUGUCUUUCAUUUAUUAUAACUGAUACUUGUUACAUAUUUAAUACCAUAACAUCUGUUUUAUAGGCAUUCCAUAUUCAGUUAGACAUUGUAUAUAACAAUGUUUGUUUGCUUUUUUGUCAAUUUAUGAUGAUCCUGAUUGUUACAGUGACUUAUUGUUUUACUUGUACACAUUUAUGCUCAUAAUUACUCCCCAUUUAAUUAUGGAUUAGUGCAAUUACUUGGUUGUUUUUUUUUUUUUUUUAAUAAAAGCAAAUUUUACAAUAUAAGAAUAUUUAGGGUCACCAGGCAAGUAGUGAAAAGAGGACAUGUCCUCCUCAUUGGGGUUCUUGUCCUUAAUCUUGUAGGCAUGGUGCUAAAGUGCAAAAAUGGCUGACUUAGUCUUUUGUUUGGUACCUUACAAAUUCAGUUCUAUGUAAUAUUUACUUACAUAGAUGCCAACUCUUGUGAAUGUCAUACAUUCAAGUGUCAAUAUGCUCUGUACAAUAAUAGUUCCUCCUAGCUCACAUACAAUCUAUUUUUCUUUUUUAAUAAAUUUAUGUUUGUUUUUUAUUUAUUAAACUAUAUUAGAAAGUGCA